AUGGGUUCCUCCAGUUUAUUGGGAAUCAUGGCCAUACUUCUCAUUGUGCUGUUUCCCAUGGCUGCCAAAGGGGAUAAUAAUAUUACUGAUUAUUUCCUUGAUAAGGUUUGUGAAGAAGUGGAAUGUGGGAAAGGAAGCUGCGUAGUAAACACAAGUUACCCAUUAAAUUUCAUCUGUGAAUGCGAAUCUGGCUGGAAGAGAACCCAAGAUGAGGAUGAUAAAUAUGCCACUAGCUUUCUUCCAUGUGUCAUUCCUCAAUGUAGCUUGAACUAUGGUUGUCAACCAGCACCACCACCAGUUCCAGAGAAGAGUUUUCCGCACAACUUAUCAGCUUUUAAUCCUUGCUAUUGGGCGUAUUGUGGGGAAGGAAAAUGCACGAAGAACAGGACACAUACACACAGAUGUGAAUGCAGCCCCAAUUACUUUAAUCUUCUCAACAUCUCCGUUUUUCCUUGUUACAGUGAAUGUACUCUUGGAUCUGAUUGUUCAAAGCUUGGAAUAAAAGUUGCAAAUUCAUCCUCUGGUAGUAGCAGUCAAGAUAGAUCAGCCUCAAUGUUCGGAGGAAGGUUCCAUUGGAUGAUUAUGUUGUUGAUGUCCACGGGUAUGGUUAUGUGGACCUAA
Messenger RNA from Sphenostylis stenocarpa, 621 nucleotides. Lineage: Eukaryota; Viridiplantae; Streptophyta; Magnoliopsida; Fabales; Fabaceae. The record is from the annotation of a GenBank genome assembly.